Molecule: messenger RNA, 2335 nt
Organism: Sceloporus undulatus (fence lizard)
Lineage: Eukaryota; Metazoa; Chordata; Lepidosauria; Squamata; Phrynosomatidae
Gene: EDN3
Product: endothelin 3
Exons: 5
Coding region: 410-988 (192 amino acids)
Biological process (GO): vein smooth muscle contraction; regulation of systemic arterial blood pressure by endothelin; intracellular calcium ion homeostasis
Cellular component (GO): extracellular region
Molecular function (GO): hormone activity; endothelin B receptor binding
Source: RefSeq, a predicted model, not a curated record
AGAAGGAAAGAGAAAGAAAGAAGAAAGGAGAGAGAGAAAGGAAGGAAGGAAGGAAGGAAAAAGGAAAGAAGGGAGAAGGAAAGGAAGAAAGAAGAAGGAAAGAAGACUGAACUCUCUCCCUUCCUUUCCAAGCGGGCGAUGGCGCUUGCCUGGGGCUGGCAUCCUUUUCCCCUCCUCCGGGACUAAACCUGCUGCCGAAGGGGGACCUGGAGGUGGAGGGAGCCGCAGCGAGGAGCCCAGCGCCGCCGGCCCCUUGGCCUUGCCUCGCGGGAGGGAAGGGGACCCAGGGCUGCCCUCCGGAUCGAGCCUCCUCCUUGCUUCCCAUCCUCUUGUCUUGGAAAAGCCCUCCCUCCAGCCUGCCUUCCUUCCUUCCAGCCAGCCUUCCUUGGCCCUCGGCUUUGCGGAGUUCAUGGAGCUGGGAUUGCAUCUCUUGGUGGGACUGACCAUUUUCUCCAGUGCAGGCUUCUUGUUGCCCGUCUCUCAAGCCCUGCUGCCUCUCAGUGGCAACAGCAGCACCAGAGACAGUGGCCUGAGAUCGCCUGGGCUCCGGGAGAGAGUCAGCAAAGAAAGCCAGACAACAAUGGCAGGAGAGCAGCUUUCAGUCAGCAAGGCCAGCGUGGAGAAAGAGGCUGACCUGGGGGAAGCACAUCGCCGACCCAGACGCUGCACUUGCUACACCUACAAGGAUAAGGAGUGUGUUUAUUACUGCCACUUGGACAUCAUCUGGAUCAACACCCCACAGAGGACUGUUCCAUAUGGACUGGCUAAUUACAGAGGAAGUUUCAGAGGCAAAAGGUCUAUAGAACAGCAUCGCAAGAGCUUACAUUCGUCAAAAUGGCCUCUAUUGCGCUGCUCCUGUGCAGACAGAUGUGACAAGCCAUGUAUGAAUUUUUGCACGAGGACCCAGGGUGACCACUGCAAUAAGGAACAACUGAAUAGCACAGGAGAAACAGAACCCUAUGGAGAAAAGGAACAUGUUCUCACUUAGUAGCUCAGGAGAAUUUAGCAGCUUCUGAGUGAAGAGGUAUCAAGUUAAGAAGCUACUGCGUAAGAUAUGAAACUCACCCAAGGUGGAUAAAUGUGCCCAGAUUCCCAAAUGGAUUGUCUAGCAAUAGAUGCUGCCUUUUCUGGAACUGAUACCAUCUUGAAGAUGGAAAAUGAUCCUGUUUGGAGAACCUUGUACUUUCCUGCAGUGUUCUGGUGUGUCAUAACAGAAGGAGACAACUUCCAUCCAUUUUGGACAGAAACAGUUUUGCUAUUUUGAAGGUCCAAAGAACAAUUCUUACCAACAAGUUCAAGGGAUAAACUUUCUUAAUCAAUGUAUGAGAUGGGGGAGGGGAUAUUGUUUUACCUGCUUGUUUUUUAUACUGAAUUUUCCAGUUUUCUGAAGACAGUUGUCAUGAGAGAAAUUGGUAUAUUAGAAAAAAAAUAUUUGUGUUUGAUGUUGUCACUUUUAUAUUAAAAAAACAAACAAAACCUUUUCCCUAAUGUUAUUCAAAUCUGUCUUCGUAUUGUAAUUUCAGUGGCAAAACAUGACAAUAUCUAUGCAGAUUAAAUAUGAAUGGCUAAUAUUAAUAUCAUUAUAAAAUAUAGCAAGCUAACAGUAUACUGUGAGUAUUUCAGAGAUUGUCAGUUUUUAUGUACCAAUUACCUCUGCACUGAAAUUGAAUUUUAAGAAUUGUAACAAUAGCAGCUAAGAGAUACGAUAUUGAUGAACUGAACAGUACACUAGUUUAUCCUGCCAACCACUAAAAUUGAGAGCUUCCCUAAGAGGAAACUAUAAAACCUUAUAAAUGCUUAAAUUGCAGUCAAAGGCUUGUAUUAGUAGUCAAUAAUAAAUUGUUAAAGAGAGAUGAUUGUAAAGACGUGGGAUUUGCAAUUAUGAAAAGUGACUCUCAGGAACAGACAAUGCAAAAGGAUUGGAUAUGUUUCAACACAACUGAGGACCAUAUGAAUUAGUUGGGCACAUGUUUGAUUUAAGAAGAAUUUUAGAAGAACAUUCAUCCCAUGUUUGCUAGUCAAACAGAAGAAAGGGGGGGGGGAGUCAUUUACUGAUGGUUGGAAGCCUUUCAAAAGAUGCUAUGGUCAAAACUGCAGGAUUUCUUUGUUUUUCCGAUAAAAGCUUUAUAUUUUGCUAGGACACAAGUUUGAAGACAACAGCUAAGGCUGUAAGCUGAAUACAUGAACUCUGCAAAUGAACAACAUCCAAAACCAGCCAUUUAAAAUUUGCAAAGAGGUAAAGGACAUUGUUUUAAGCAAGAAUGGAAGAGAUCUUUUGUCAAAAAUUUAUAUAUAUAUAUAUAAAAAUAUAUGAAUAUAUUACAUAAAUAAAUUA